AUUUCAUCAUCCAAUCCAUUACUUAAGUAAAAGAGAAAUCAAAAGUUAAAGAUAUGGAGGGACUCUUGAAGUUGUCAACUUUGGUGAUUGUGUGCAUGUUAGUAGCCGCUCCAAUGGCAUCCGAGGCAGCGAUCUCAUGCGGCGCAGUCACUGGUAGCUUGGGUCAAUGCUAUAACUACUUGACCCGAGGCGGUUUCAUUCCUAGAGGGUGUUGCUCUGGCGUUCGGAGGCUCAAUAGCAUGGCUCGUACCACCCGUGACCGACAACAAGCUUGUCGUUGUAUCCAGGGAGCAGCUAGAGCCUUGGGUUCUCGACUUAACGCUGGUCGUGCUGCUCGUCUCCCUGGUGCUUGCCGUGUUAGGAUCUCUUACCCCAUCAGUGCCAGAACCAACUGUAACACCGUGAGGUGAUCAAGAAGAGGUGGUAGACGUUGAAGGGUUUUCAUAUAAUCGAUGAGAGAGUAUUUAAAAAUAAUUAAGAUGUCACUAU
This is a messenger RNA of Arabidopsis arenosa, 489 nucleotides long. NCBI's taxonomy places the organism in Eukaryota, Viridiplantae, Streptophyta, Magnoliopsida, Brassicales, Brassicaceae. The record is from the annotation of a GenBank genome assembly.